AUGAUAAGAACAUUUUUAAACGCCAGAAUUAUUUCAAAGUCAUUAUUUUCAAAUAGAGUUUAUAUGAAUUAUUCGAGAGUGCGUCAUAUAACAAGCAUUAAAAGCCGGUUUUAUUCCUCUGAAAUUAUUCAUAAUAAAGAAGAAAGUAAUGUACGAGAAUUAAUCGCUGCUCAAGAUUCAGACGCAUUUGGAACACUUAGCAUUGAUGUAGCUCCACCAGAUGAUGAACUGAUAGAUGAAGGAGAUAUCAAAGAGGAAGAAUAUUUAAAAAAUCCCCCGAGUUUGUCUCAAAAACUCAGUACUAAGCAAUAUGCUGAUAUGAUCAAAAGUCAUUUAAAAUACAACAGAAUUAAAGAAGCAGUUGAUGUAUUAGAAGUCCGCAUGCUUAAAGAAGAUCGUGUUAAACCAGAAAAUUACAUUUACAAUUUACUUAUCGAUGGAUGUGCUAAAGUUGGCUACUCAAAGAAAGCUUUCAAUCUUUUCUUAAGAAUGCGUCAACGUGGAUUAAAAGUAACUGGAGCCACUUAUACGUCACUUUUCAAUGCAUGUGCGAUGACACCUUGGAAAGAAGUUGGACUGGAAAAAGCCAAAGGAUUAAGAGAAAUUAUGUUUGAAAAAGGCUUUGAACCAAAUGUUUCUAAUUAUAAUGCAAUGAUCAAAGCAUUUGGAAGAUGCCAAGACCUUCCUACAGCAUUUUCUAUUGUUGAUGAGAUGACUGAAAAGAAAAUGAGAAUUGAUGUCGAUACAUUCAACUUUUUACUUCAAGCUUGUGCUUCAGAUGCAGAAUAUGGAUUCAGACAUGCACUUCUUGUUUGGCACAAAAUGUUAAGAAGAAAAUUGAAUCCAGACAUUUACACUUUCAAUUUAAUAUUACGUUGUUGUCGUGACACAUUAUUCGGUGACGUUGAGUCAAUGGAAGAAGUUUUACAAACAAUAUUGUUAAACGACUCAAGUGAAGAAUCAAAACAUUUGAAAUUGGAAGCAAAUUAUUCCUCGAAUCAGCUCGAAGUUGAAAAUAAGUCGGAAAAUUCUCAGUCAACUUUCGACCCAAUUCCAAACCUUCUCGCACCAAAGCCACAUUUGGGUAACUUAGUAAGUCUCAAAAAUGUCACAAAACCUGAAGACAAAUUUCUACUUCUUGGAGGGUUCUCAGGGUUCAUAGAAACCAUGAAAUAUUACAAUGUGAAGCCAACAUUAAUAACUUACACACAACUUGUUGAAGUUAUUCCAUCUACAACUGCAGCUGAAAAGCGGGUAAUGGCGCAUAUAAAGAAAUAUGAGACAAAAUGUGAUGUUGACUUCUUCAACAUAUUGAUGAAGAAACGGUCGGUGAGGGGCGACUAUCAAGGCGCUAAAGAAGUUUUCGAGAUGAUAGAAAAAGUCAAGUUGAAACCUGAUAUCGCAACUUAUGGAGUUUUAGCUCUUGGUUGCCAAUCUCGUGAAGAAGCAAACAUUUUGAUUCAAGAAAUGGAUGCUAAUGGAUAUAAGAUGAACAUUCAAAUUCUUGGCGCUAUGCUAAAAACUGCUUGCAUAAAGAAAAACUUUGAUUACGUUAUCGACGUUCUUGACAUCAUUAAAGAUUUAAACUUAAAACCAUCAGAAAGAAUUAUCGAUUGUCUGGAUGCACUUAUAAAAGUCUGCAACAAAUUUAGAAAGAAGGAUUGGACAGUGGCAUCUAAAGAAUUCAGAAAGGACUUUGGAACUUUCAAGCAAAAACUUGAAAAAUGGAAAGUUGAUGUUGGCUUAAGAGAUUUGGAACUUUCUGAAGCUAAAAAGAUAUUAAAAGAUGCUCCGUGGGAACAAUUUCAAUCAGUUCAAGCUGAUGGCUUUGAAGAUGUUAAAUCUUUGAAGCAGCAAAAAAUGCAGAAAUAUAAAAGAUUUAUUGGAAAAAUUAAAAACUUAAAAGUUGAAGAGUAG
Clunio marinus is the source of this 1917-nucleotide messenger RNA. The record is from the annotation of a GenBank genome assembly. Lineage: Eukaryota; Metazoa; Arthropoda; Insecta; Diptera; Chironomidae.